Acipenser ruthenus (sterlet) is the source of this 4709-nucleotide messenger RNA. RefSeq names its product serine/threonine-protein kinase NLK2-like. Gene Ontology annotation, cellular component: nucleus; cytoplasm. Gene Ontology annotation, biological process: protein phosphorylation; intracellular signal transduction. NCBI's taxonomy places the organism in Eukaryota, Metazoa, Chordata, Actinopteri, Acipenseriformes, Acipenseridae. Gene Ontology annotation, molecular function: ATP binding; MAP kinase activity. The record is from RefSeq and is a predicted model, not a curated record.
UGAUCUGAACGGGAAAGCAAGCUAGCUAGUACGACUGUAGUUCCUAAAAAGCAACACGGAUUACCAGACAGCCCUGCUGUUUUGAAUAUUUAUUUAUUUAUUUAUUUUUAUUUUAGUUUAGUUUUUUUUUUAUCCGUGCUGGUCUACGAUUAUUUUCUUUUUCUAAUUAUAGAUAAUAUUAUUUUAUUCUUGGUCGACUCUGUCAUUCGUUUUAUCUUUCCCCCAAAGCGUAAAAAAAACCCGACGUUUUUUAAUUUUAAUAGCACUAUUAUUAUUAUUAUUAUUAUUAUUAUUAUUAUUAUUAUUAUUAUUAUUAUUAAUCCCUGUAGUUUUUUUUGGGGGGGGGCUGUUUUGUUUCCAGUUGAUGAAAUGAAAUCUCGGUUUUUUCCUUAUCUUUAUUUAAGGAAAAACCUUUUAAAUAUCGCUCUGUUUAUUUAGAUUAAAAAUGUUAUUUAAAAGCUUGUGAUUUUCAAUCUCUUUCUACCCAUCCCCUCUCUCUCUCGCUCUUUCUUUCUCUCACUCUCCCCUCUUCCUUCUCUUUUAACGUCGGUCUUUCGUUUCAUUUUAUGUGGUUUGGGGUUUUAUUUAUUGUAUUUUAUUCUUGGAUAAAGUCGAAGAAAGGCGACAACAAAGAUUAUAACCUAGCCGAGACAAUGGAUCGUGUUUGGGACACCGUGAGCCGUAAUUAACCGCUGCGCCCUGGACGCUUUUGCAAACAGACAGUUUUUGUUAUUUUUCUGUGGAUUUAAUUAAUUGUUUUUAUUUAUUUUAUUUAUUUAUUAAAAACACGGCCUUCAAAGACAUUUCACUGCAGGUAUAGUUUUUUUUUUAACAUCUAACAGAAGCUAUCUCUUCUUCUUCCGUGUUUACGUUUUGUUUAAAAGAAAGAAAAGAAAAGAAGAUAUUUUUAAUAUUUAGUUUGGCUGAAAUGGCUUUCCAGGACCCGAGCCGUCCUUCUGUCUGCGGAAGCUUGUUCGGGGGCCCGGAUCUCGGUCCUAAAUUUUUCUGCAUACCGUCAAACAACGUCGCCACAGCGGGCUCUUCCACAGGCCUCGGCGCAGCACCGGGAUCGAGUGGCCCUGCCGCACAGGCUGGUGCGCUUCGUCACCCGGCGGCGCUAGGGGGAGGCCCCGGCGGCGGUGCAGCGGCUCCCCAGCAACACAAUAACCCGACCAACGAGGCGCCGAGCCCGGCUGACAUGGAGCCGGACAGACCCAUCGGCUACGGAGCUUUUGGGGUGGUUUGGUCGGUGACGGACCCUCGGGACGGGAAGCGCGUCGCUCUGAAGAAGAUGCCCAACGUGUUCCAGAACCUGGUUUCCUGCAAGAGAGUGUUCCGCGAGCUCAAAAUGCUCUGCUUCUUCAAGCACGACAACGUGCUGUCUGCUCUUGAUAUUCUCCAGCCUCCACAGCUUGACUGCUUUGAAGAAAUCUAUGUGAUCACAGAGCUCAUGCAGAGUGACCUGCACAAGGUGAUCGUCUCUCCCCAGCCCCUCGGCACCGACCACAUCAAAGUGUUUCUGUACCAGAUACUGCGCGGGCUGAAGUAUUUGCACUCCGCUGGGAUUCUGCACAGAGACAUCAAGCCAGGAAACCUGCUGGUCAACACCAACUGUGUGCUGAAGAUCUGUGAUUUCGGGCUGGCUCGCGUGGAGGAGCUGGACGAGUCUCGUCACAUGACCCAGGAGGUGGUGACCCAGUAUUACCGCGCCCCCGAGAUCCUGUCCGGCAGCCGGCACUACGACAGUGCCAUCGACGUGUGGUCUGUCGGCUGCAUCUUCGCAGAGCUGCUGGGCAGGAGGAUCCUGUUCCAGGCACAGAGCCCCAUACAGCAGCUGGAUCUGAUCACAGACCUCUUGGGGACCCCCCCCCUCUCCGCCAUGCUGUCAGCCUGCGAGGGGGCGAGAGCACACAUACUGAGAGGACCCCACAAACCGCCCUCCCUCUCAGUUCUCUACAUGCUGUCGGACGGAGCUACCCAUGAGGCCGUUCACCUGCUGUGCAGAAUGCUGGUCUUCGAUCCGUGUAAGCGUAUCUCUGGACGGGACGCUCUCUCUCAUCCCUACCUCGAUGAGGGUCGACUUCGCUAUCACACCUGCAUGUGCCGCUGCUGCUUCAGCGUGGCUUCGGGACGAGUCUACACCCGAGACUUCGAACCCGUGGCCAGCGGCCGCUUCGACGACCAGUACGAGAAGACGCUGACGUCCGUCUGGCAGGUCAAGGAACUGAUUCAUCGUUUCGUCACAGAACACCAGCUGGGUAAACGACUUCCUCUGUGCAUAAAUCCUCAGAGCGCAGCCUUCAAAACCUUCAUCAGGUCGACAGCCUGGCAUUCCUCGAAAGUUUCCAAGAAGGAGGAAAGAUGAACGAGAGAAUAACGCAAAGGAAGAGAGAGAGAGCGAGAGAGAGAUUUAAAAGCAAAAAAGAAAAGAUAAAAUGGUCAGGAUGAAAUGAAAAAAAAACAAGAGAGAACUAAAGAAAAUAAACCUUUAUAUUUAAAACAAAAUAUUGCUGCUGAAACUGAAGGAAAGGAAGGAAGGAAGGAGUUAAAAAAAGAAAGGAUCGAUUUUUAAAGAAAAUGGAGGAGACAAAACCGGAGAGAUUUAGCGGAAACCGCGAUUCAAGAAGAGAGAUGGGAAUCAGACCCCCGCUCCACAGCAGUGUGAUCCAGUCCUGGUUUCACCAGGAGUUUAAUAAUCAGACACACCUGAGCUUGUUAGCUAGACACACUGGGGACUGAUCAAGCUGGUAGUAAAACCUGGACUGGAUCACACUGCUGUGGAAUAGGAGUCUGAUUCCCAUGCCUAUAAUAAUAAUAAUAAUAAUAAUAAUGCUGGUUAUCAUCACAGGGCUGGGAAUCAGACUCCCGCUGCACAGCAGUGUGAUCCGUUCCUGGUUUCUCUAAAGACUGAAAUAGAAUGCUGCUGUUUUGUUUUCUAGCAUCUGGUGUGACUUGUUAUAUUUUUAAUUAUGUUGACGCUGUCGCAGGGAGGGCUGACUGUCAGCCAAGCGUCUCAAAACCACGAUGAAGGCCGAUUUCAAAAUUACUCUGAGGAGCGACAGAAAUCCAGAAUCGCUCGCAGUGACCCAAGCAGAACAAAUGCCAAUAACAACUGAAGUCUUUAUUUCUUUUUAAAAUUUAAAAGGACGAGUAGAUUUUUUUUAAUUUAAAAAGACAAAUCUUAAUAUUUUGUACCCUUCUCCGAUAAGUUUGAGGGACAAAAAAUAAUCUGGAUGUCAGACACGGGCUGCAAGGGAUUCCAAAAAAUAGAACUAUAAAUAUCGAAGAAAAAGGUCACGUAGCUGCACACGGGUGCAAAGAAUUCAUCUUACACUUUUUAUUUUGUGUUUUUAAUUUAUUUUAUUUAUUUAUUUUUAGUCCCAAAUGUCCUGAUUUGUUUGCAAAAUUAUUUGUAUCAGUUUUUCACAAUUUUGUUUUUUGUUAACCUUCAAAUGCUCUUCAGGUUAAAUAUAUUAUUAUUAUUAUUAUUAUUAUUAUUAUUAUUAUUAUUAUUAUUAUUAUUAUUAUUAUUAUUAUUAUUAUUAUUAUUAAUAAUAAUAAUUUAGUAUUGCAAUAUACACCUCACUAGAAGAGACAUAAUCCAGUUUACAAAAGCAUGUUACAGAAUAAUAAUAAUAAUAAUAAUAAUAAUAAUAAUAAUAAUAAUAAUAAUAAUAAUAAUAAAGAAGGAUAAUUUAAAGCCUAACUGGUUGAACGUUGCGUUUGGGCUCACAGUAAUGUGGGAGAAUUUCACAAAGCCAGCUGUCUCAUUUCUCCCCGUUUUCAAAAAACCGCUGUUUUGAAAACAGAAUGACAGUUUAGGAGCAACGCUCUGAAAUUCUUAUAUUUCGUUUUUAAUGGAAGUGAAAUUGAUUUUGCAGCUCGGGCUACCUUUGAACUGAACUUCAAAAAAACCUGUAAACUUAAAAUAAGGGAGGGGAUGGUGAUCCUGUUAAUAAAGCUAAUAAGAGGUGAGAGAAUGGAUUUUAAAGAUGGUCAGUGCUCCUUUAAAGGGUGGGGCCGGUGAUCCUGUUAAUAAAGCUAAUAAGAGGUGAGAGAAUGGAUUUUAAAGAUGGUCAGCGCUCCUUUAAAGGGUGGGGCCGGUGAUCCUGUUAAUAAAGCUAAUAAGAGGUGAGAGAAUGGAUUUUAAAGAUGGUCAGCGCUCCUUUAAAGGGAGGGGCCGGUGAUCAUGUUAAUAAAGCUAAUAAGAGGUGAGAGAAUGGAUUGUUGGAAAGACUAAUUUUCUGUAAAUAACUUUUUUUAUAUGUGUGUGUGUUUUAUUUUUGUCUUUUUAGAUUGUAGUAUUAUUAUUAUUAUUAUUAUUAUUAUUAUUAUUAUUAUUGUUUUGUUUUGCAUAGUCUACCUCGGAUCCUAAAACACAUUUUUGUUUGUCAGUUAAAUUACAGAUUCCUUUUCUCCUCUCCUCACUCUUCCCUCUCUUUCUCAGUCUCCCUGUCUGUGUCUGUCUCUCCUUUCUCCCCCCUCCCUCUCUCUCCCCCCUCCCUCUCUCUCCCCCUCUCCCUUUCUCAGUUGUGGUCUUAAUCUUAUAUACUGUGAAUAGGAAAAAAAAAAUAAUAAUCAAAACUUGAAAAAAAAAAUAUCUGUGAACUGUUUUUUGGUUUUUUUUUUAAUUUGUGUUAGUUUGAUAUUUUUUGGUUGGUAAUCCUUGAUUAUGAAAAACAAUAAACAAUGCUGUUUAAAAUGAAAAA